UGUGAUUGUAAGCUUCUACUAGGUGAUAACGCUUUUUGAGGAAUGCAGUUUUUGUAAGACAACUUUUGAGGAACAGAUUGGUCAGCCUGUCGAGAAAGUGAGACGGCAGUUUGGCCAACACCCUUCAUGUGUCAUAUUUUUUGUCAACAAGUAACCCGCCCCCCUUCGUCAUUAAUGAUUAAAAGUGGAAUUAUUUAAUUCCCCAAUCACGUACGGACCGUAAAACCAUUAAAAAGUGUUCCACAGUGAGAUAGGAGUGUUUUUUUGAAGUGUCGUGUUUCGCAAAAUGUCCCUGAAGCCGCAGAACACAUAAAAACAUAUUGUAAAUAUUUGUCUAUAAAUAUUACACCGUCGUGAGAGGCAGUUAAAUUUUUAUAGCACGGGUCUAUAAUGACUUUGAACUGACGUAAAGGAAAAUGGCUUCGUCGGUGAACGCUGACACUAUCUCUGAGUGUUCGGAAGCCUCCACUUUGCUAGAUGGGAGCGUUAUAUCCACUGUGCCGGACAGGCACGGGUUCCUCGGGGGAUCCCAGUAUUCCCCGGAGCCCAGACAGGGGCCCCCGCCCGAGACCGUGCUGCGCAGGGAGAGGAAGUGGCUGAAGAUGCUGUCCCAGUGGAAUUUUUACAUGGAUAGGAACUACAGGAAGAUAAAGGAGAGGUGUAGGAAGGGCAUCCCAAUGUCCGUCCGGCCCAGAGCAUGGCUGUACCUCUGCGGUGGUAAACUCCUGAUGGACAAGGAACCCAACAGGUACGAGGACUGCUUGCGGGCCGACGGGGACCCCAAGUGCAUCGAGGACAUUAGGAAGGACAUCCACCGGCAGUUCCCGCUGCACGAGAUGUUCAGCUCAGAGGAUAAGCCCGGGCAACAGGAGUUGUUUAACGUUUUGAAGGCGUACACGAUCCGUUACCCCGAGAUCGGGUAUUGCCAAGCGCAAGCGCCCGUGGCGGCUUUCCUGCUGAUGCACAUGCCCGCCGAGCAGGCAUUCUGGUGCCUGGUGUCCAUAUCUAACAAGUACCUGGAGGACUACUAUUCGCCGACGAUGGAGGUGGUGCAGAGGGACGGGUUGAUUUUGCAAGGUCUGCUAAAGAAGGUGUGCCCGCCGGUGUACAAGCACCUGAAAAAGGUGAACGCCGAACCGAUGUUCUACUGCACCGAGUGGUUCCUCUGCGCCUUCACGAGGACCCUCCCGUGGGACACGUUGCUGCGGGUGUGGGACAUAUUCCUCUGCGAAGGCGUCAAGGUGUUGUUCAAGACGUCCCUGGUCAUCCUCAUAGGUUGUCUCGGGACGGCGAAGAGCCGGAAGCAAUGUCCCGGGCUGUGCGAGACCCUGGCCAGGCUGAGGAACCCGCCGGACGAUAUCCUGUCCGAGGAGAAUCUCGUUUAUAACGUAAACAGACUGGACCUUACCGAACGAGAUUUCCACAUGGAGCACCAGAAGCAGACGAAGCGCAUGAAAUUGGAGAGGGCGAACGGCAAUACGGACACCUUACGGUAAUAACGGUGAAAGCUCAAAGUGUAUAGUUGUUUGACCAAAAAACGGACAGUAUUCAACUAAUCUUUUUUAUCUAUUAUUAUUGUAAAUAGGGCCUACGGAACGGUGCCGAGGCUGGACGCGGGGUACGAGUAAAUGCCUUUGAAAUAAAUUUUUUAAUUCGCAGUUAACGAAACCGAACGGGAUGAAAAAAAUACCACCGCCACGGGAUGUUGUUUCGCGCAAAUUUUCUUCCGGUCUGCACAAUCCCGUAGGCUGUCGCGAGUAAAACGAGCGACAAUCUACAUUCGGCGAUGUUCCGAGGUUAGGGCGAACGUUAUCGCCAGAAUUGCAAGCGCACAACAAACAUGUAAAAUUCAUAACCUCUCGUAAAUGUUCCGCGGCGCGGUUUGUUAAUUGUUGAAUUUUUCCUUCUGUUUUUUUGGUUUUAAUUGAGUUUUUUUACAUCACGAGUCAAGUUUCCCUUAUUUAGCUAAAGAAAAAGUGUGACUCGCGUAUAAAGCAAUACGAUUCAUGUCUCGCAGCUUUAUUUUCCACAAAGCGGCUCUGCGUUGGUGAGAAAAGAACAAAAUGUCCGUUUUAUCUUGCGAGAAACAGAGUAGGCUGUGCUAAUUCAUAAAAAUAACAAUUGCAUCUGUUUAUUUUGACAGUUGUCAAAUUAUUGUAGCACAGCUUCUGGAAAACAGAGUAGGCUGCGCUAAAUCGUAAGAAUAACAAUUGUGUGCGUUUAUUUUGACAGUUGUCAAAAGAUUGCAGUACAGCUUCGGAAAAACAGAGUAGGCUGUCCCAAAUUAUAAGAAUAACUAUUAGUUUGUUUACUUUGACAGUUGUCGAACGAUUACGACGUAGUUUUGUGAAAAUUAUUAUUAUUAUUAUUAAAAUUGGUAAAAAAAAAUAACAAAACACCCGUUUUAUCUUGUUAAAGGCAGAGUAGGCUGUGCUAAAUCGUAAGACUAACAAUUGCGUGCGUUUAUUUUGACAGUUGUCAAAUGCUUGUAGCACAGCUUCGGAAAAACAGUAGGCAGUGCCAAAUUAUAAGAAUAAGUAUUACCUUUGUUUAUUUUGACAGUUGUCAAACAAUUUCAGUAAAGUUUUGGAAAAACAGAGUAGGCCGUGCCAAAUUAUAAGAAUAACUAUUAGUUUGUUUAUUUUGACAGUUGUCGAACAAUUGCAACGUAGUUUUGUGAAAAUUGAUUAAAAAAAAUAACAAAACACCCUUUUUAUCUUGUUAAAGACAGAGUAGGCUGUGCUAAAUCGUAAGAAUAACAAUUGCAUGUGUUUAUUUUGACAGUUGUGAAAUGCUUGUAGCACAGUUUCUAGAAAACAAAGUAGGCAGUGCCAAAUUAUAAAAAUAACUAUUACCUUUGUUUAUUUUGACAGUUGUCAAACGGUUGCGAAGUAAUUUUAUGAAAAUUGGUAAAAAAAUAACAAAACACCCGUUUUAUCUUGUUACAGACAGAGUAGACUGUGUUAACUCGUAAGAAUAACAAUUGCAUGUGUUUAUUUUGACAGUUGUCAAAUGCUUGUAGCACAACUUCUGAAAAACAGAGUAGGCCGUUCCGAAUUAUAAGAAUAACAAUUACUUUUGUCUAUUUUGACAUUUGUCAAACUAUUGCAACGCAGCUUGUGGGAAACACAGUAGGCCGCGCCGGAUUGUAAAAAUAACAAUCGCAUCGUUUUAUUUUGACAGCUAACAAACGAUUGUAGCGCAGCUUGCUUGAUUCCUCCGUUUCCUUCAUUUCGUUUAAUUUACUCGAAGAAUAAAGCAGGAUCCGUUCCGGUUUUGGGGAGAGCGCGGUUUCCGUCCGCCCGGUACCGUUCCGUACCGCAAACACCUACUUGUAUAGUCGUAGUUAUCCACUUUUUAUAUAAUAAUAUAUUAGACGGCAGUUAUUUUUUUCAAAGUUUUAUAUUAUAUUAUUUAAUACUAGGGGCACCUUUUAAGUUUAAAGUGUGCGGACGCAAGUUUUAAUUUGUUGUAUUUAUUUAUGUAACUUGUAAGAUGGCAUUUAUAAGGUUAGUUUCGUUUUAUUUUUUUCGGAAUCCUUUUUCUACUAUCGUUUAGUUUUUCAGUCCCGUUUGGGGUAAUUAGUUAAAAAAAAAAAAAUAAAAGAUCAACGAAAGCGGGGAUUGCGCGCAUUGUGCAAUCUUAUGAGGAGUAUUAACAGUGGGACGUAUGGAAAUUGUAUAUUUAUUUCGUGUUAUCUAAAUAAAAGAUAUAUUUAAAUCCAA
Anoplophora glabripennis (Asian longhorned beetle) is the source of this 3725-nucleotide messenger RNA. It is a transcript of the gene wkd, whose product is annotated as TBC1 domain family member 10A. Bases 417 to 1496 code for a protein of 359 amino acids. Lineage: Eukaryota; Metazoa; Arthropoda; Insecta; Coleoptera; Cerambycidae. The record is from RefSeq and is a predicted model, not a curated record. The transcript has 8 exons.